This is a messenger RNA of Lolium rigidum, 982 nucleotides long. Its product is annotated as mediator of RNA polymerase II transcription subunit 9-like. The transcript is spliced from 5 exons. The record is from RefSeq and is a predicted model, not a curated record. Gene Ontology annotation, cellular component: mediator complex. The coding region runs from base 10 to 495 and encodes 161 amino acids. NCBI's taxonomy places the organism in Eukaryota, Viridiplantae, Streptophyta, Magnoliopsida, Poales, Poaceae.
GAGAAGAAGAUGGACCAUCACCUUCCGCCGCAGCUUCUGCAGCAGCAGCAGCAGUACGGUGACCCUUACCAGGCGCUGGUGCUGUCACCGCAGCCCGACCAUCUACACGCCCUUCAAUACCAGCAGCCGCCGCCGCCGCCGCAGCAGCAGCAACAGCAGCAGCAGCAAGCAACGCCGCCGCCGCAGCAGCAGCACUCCUCGCUUGCGUCCCACUUCCACCUCCUCCACUCAGUGACAAGAUUAGGUGAUGCAAUUGGAACAGGCACACGGGAUCAAGCUUUUGAUGCGUUGGUUGAAGAAUUGACCAGUCAAUUUGCCAGGUGCCAACAGUUGUUAAACGUCAUAUCAGGAACACUAAGCUCAAGAUCUAUUACGGUUGAAGGACAAGGUCAAAGUUUGGAAGAAACACAACAAUUGCUUGAUCAAAGGAAGGAUUUGAUCACAAAAUACAGAAUCUCAGUGGAAGACCUCAUAAAGGGGGAUACAACAAGAUAGAAACGCUUGGAGCUCUUGAGUUGGAAUUGCUGCUAUUUGAUAUUCUCUCACAAUAUUAUGAUGGCCUCCUUGCCCCCACUGUCUGAAAUAUCUUAUAUAUGUCUACUUGUUGGAGGCACCUUUCAAGCUUCCAGGUUAAUCAUUGAGGUUAGAAUAUUAUGCCCAUCAGAUCAACCAAUAAUCCCACGGUUGUACAUGAAUAGUAUUGGUGGGAGAGGGGACCCUACAAUACCGAUCACCCCAAAAAGAAAAAGAAAAGGUCGUUGCCUUCCCAUCUGGCGAAGAUGAUCCGAGCUCGUUGUAGCAGACAUGCUUGGCCAACUCCUGAGAUUGAUUUGUGUUGUACCGGAGUCUAUACUGGGGAUGAAACUUCUGAAACUCGCCAUGAAAUUUUGCAAGCUCAGAGCCCCAGCAGAUAACUGAUACUACUACGUUAUAUGUCACUGCCCUGGCUAAAUUCUACUGAAAUUUUGCCUUACUUGCUUUA